This is a messenger RNA of Acomys russatus (golden spiny mouse), 2869 nucleotides long. RefSeq names its product N-deacetylase and N-sulfotransferase 2 (gene Ndst2). The record is from RefSeq and is a predicted model, not a curated record. Gene Ontology annotation, molecular function: deacetylase activity; heparan sulfate N-sulfotransferase activity. The transcript is spliced from 12 exons. NCBI's taxonomy places the organism in Eukaryota, Metazoa, Chordata, Mammalia, Rodentia, Muridae. Gene Ontology annotation, cellular component: Golgi apparatus. The coding region runs from base 93 to 2774 and encodes 893 amino acids.
UUCUCCUGCCCUACCAAGACAGUUCCAGCCCACAGAACUCCUACCUGCCGUCUCCUGAGGUGGUCCCCAUCCCUCCCUCCUUGCUCCUCGCCAUGCUCCAGCUGUGGAAGGUGGUACGCCCUGCUCGGCAGCUGGAACUGCACCGCCUCAUACUGCUGUUGAUUGGUUUCAGUCUUGUCUCCAUGGGAUUCUUGGCAUAUUACGUGUCCACCAGCCCCAAGGCCAAGGAACCGUUGCCUCUGCCCUUGGGAGACUGUAGUAGCAGUGGGGCAGCUGGUCCUGCAAGGCCACCAGUUCCACCUCGACCCCCAAGGCCUCCAGAAACAACUCGAACAGAACCUGUGGUCCUUGUGUUUGUGGAAAGUGCAUACUCACAAUUGGGGCAGGAGAUUGUAGCCAUCUUGGAAUCUAGUCGUUUUCGUUAUAGCACUGAGCUAGCACCUGGCCAAGGGGAUAUGCCCACACUGACUGAUCAUGCCCAUGGCCGCUAUGUUUUGGUCAUCUACGAGAACCUUCUGAAGUAUGUCAACUUGGAUGCCUGGAGUCGAGAGCUGCUGGAUCGGUACUGUGUGGAGUAUGGUGUAGGCAUCAUUGGCUUUUUCCGAGCCCAUGAGCAUAGCCUCCUGAGUGCCCAGCUCAAGGGCUUUCCCCUCUUCCUACACUCAAACCUGGGGCUGCGGGACUACCAAGUGAACCCUUCUGCCCCACUACUACAUCUCACCCGGCCUAGCCGCUUGGAGCCAGGCCCACUGCCUGGUGAUGACUGGACUAUCUUCCAGUCCAACCAUAGCACCUACGAACCAGUGCUGAUUGCCAGCCAUCGGCCGCCUGAGCUUGCUGUGCCGGGACCAGUUCUUCGGCGGGCCCGGCUCCCCACCGUGGUACAGGACUUGGGUCUUCAUGAUGGCAUACAGCGGGUGCUGUUUGGACACGGCCUUUCUUUCUGGCUCCAUAAACUUGUUUUUGUUGAUGCUGUCGCAUACCUCACUGGGAAACGCCUCUGCCUGGACCUUGACCGCUAUAUCUUAGUGGACAUUGAUGACAUUUUUGUGGGCAAAGAAGGUACUCGCAUGAAGGUGGCUGAUGUUGAGGCUCUGUUGACCACCCAGAACAAACUCAGGACCUUAGUCCCCAACUUCACCUUCAACCUGGGCUUCUCGGGCAAAUUCUAUCAUACUGGGACAGAAGAGGAGGACGCAGGGGACGACAUGCUGCUGAAGCACCGCAGAGAGUUCUGGUGGUUCCCUCACAUGUGGAGCCACAUGCAGCCACACCUGUUCCACAACCGCUCCGUGCUGGCCGACCAGAUGAGGCUCAACAAGCAGUUUGCUUUGGAGCAUGGGAUUCCUACGGAUCUGGGGUAUGCUGUGGCCCCCCACCACUCGGGCGUGUACCCCAUCCACACGCAACUCUAUGAGGCCUGGAAAUCUGUCUGGGGCAUCCAGGUGACCAGCACUGAGGAGUAUCCCCAUCUCCGCCCUGCUCGCUACCGCCGUGGCUUCAUCCACAGUGGCAUCAUGGUGCUCCCUCGGCAAACAUGUGGCCUCUUCACUCACACAAUCUUCUAUAAUGAGUAUCCUGGAGGUUCUCGUGAGCUAGAUCGGAGCAUCCGAGGUGGAGAACUCUUUCUGACUGUGCUGCUUAAUCCAAUCAGCGUCUUUAUGACUCAUCUGUCCAACUAUGGGAACGACCGGCUGGGCCUGUACACCUUUGAGAGCCUGGUGCGGUUCCUGCAGUGCUGGACACGACUGCGCCUGCAGACCCUCCCUCCUGUCCCUCUUGCACGGAAGUACUUCGAACUUUUUCCUCAGGAACGAAGCCCCCUUUGGCAGAAUCCCUGUGAUGACAAGAGGCACAAAGAUAUCUGGUCCAAGGAGAAAACCUGUGAUCGACUCCCCAAGUUCCUCAUUGUGGGACCACAGAAGACAGGCACCACAGCUGUUCACUUCUUCCUGAGCCUGCACCCAGCUGUGACAAGCAGCUUUCCUAGCCCCAGCACCUUUGAGGAAAUCCAGUUCUUCAGUGGCCCUAAUUACCACAAGGGUAUUGACUGGUACAUGGACUUCUUCCCUGUUCCUUCCAAUGCCAGCACUGACUUCCUGUUUGAAAAAAGUGCCACCUACUUUGACUCAGAGGUUGUACCACGGCGGGGGGCUGCCCUUCUGCCCAGAGCCAAGAUCAUCGCUGUGCUCACCAACCCUGCUGAUAGGGCCUACUCCUGGUACCAGCACCAGCGAGCACACGGAGACCCAGCUGCUCUGAACUACACCUUCUACCAGGUGAUUUCCGCUUCUUCUCAGGCCCCCCUGGCCCUCCGCUCCCUGCAGAACCGUUGUCUUGUCCCCGGCUACUACUCUACCCAUCUGCAGCGCUGGCUGACCUACUAUCCCUCUGGACAGCUGCUGAUUGUGGAUGGGCAGGAACUUCGUAUCAACCCAGCAGCCUCAAUGGAGGUCAUCCAGAAGUUCCUGGGUAUCACCCCCUUUCUGAACUACACAAGAACCCUCAGGUUUGAUGAAGACAAAGGAUUUUGGUGCCAAGGACUUGAAGGUGGUAAGACUCGAUGUCUAGGGAAAAGCAAAGGCCGGAAGUACCCAGACAUGGACAUGGAGGUAAGUAAAACCCGGGACACGGUUGCCACUCUACCUCGAGGGUCUGAUCUUGCUGCACUCUUUACUGUUUGUUUCUCCUUUCACCUUUUUUCUCCCAUCAGUCUCGCCUUUUCCUUACGGAUUUUUUCCGGAACCAUAAUUUGGAGCUAUCAAAGCUGCUGAGUCGGCUUGGACAGCCAGCCCCCUUGUGGCUUCGGGAAGAAUUGCAGCAUUCCAGUGUGGGCUGAUGCCCCAGUCUUUCCAUACCAGCAAAAAGC